Messenger RNA from Amoebophrya sp. A25, 3727 nucleotides. The record is from the annotation of a GenBank genome assembly. Lineage: Eukaryota; Dinophyceae; Syndiniales; Amoebophryaceae.
GAAAGAACAAGUGGCACUACUCGAAACAGAGAACGCCGAGUUGAAACGAAGGUUGGAAAAGCGUUCUCGGCACGACUCGAACGGUAGUAUACCCUGCUCCCCUCGCGGGUCGUCUGGUGGAGCGACGCGCGCGAGCUCUAAGGCGUCCUCCAGUGGGCAGACCGGAACCAGUAUGAGCAAUCUGGGUAAUGUGGAGGCGGCACGAUACCAACAGCAAGCGAGGGAUUUGCGCAAGCAGCUAGAGGAGAAAGAAGCAGAAGUGCUGUCAUUGAUGCAGACGUUGUCGAACACGCAGCGGGAACUGCAGGACCACGACAACCGGAUUCCGAGGUCGAGUUCCUUGGUUCAGCACCGGAGCCGGUCCGGGAGUGGCGAGCGUAGGCUGCACUUAGGCCCGAACAUCUCCGAACAACGCCAUGGAAGCAAGGAAGGACUCGGAAGAAGGGACGAGCAGAACCAGGCCAGCACGGUGAUGUUGCUUCGUGACGAUCUCGAGCUGAGUCGUCGCGAAACCGCAGAUGCCCGUAAAGACCUGGCGCGUGCGCAGGAAAAGCUGCGUCUGGCGGAGCACCGAUUGACCGAGGAGAGCGACAACUCGAGGAAACUAGAUGCGGAUACAUUCGAGAAGCGGAAAGCCAUUCGCCAGCUGGAGACGGAUCAAGCUGCGUGGGCCCAGGAACGCGGUGAGCUUCAGGAGCGAAUAGCGGCGCUCAAUCAGCAGCUUGCAGACGUAAGCGAGAAACAAGCACAGUCGCGCGUGCGCGAACGGAGGGUUGAAGAGCGUGCGGAGGAGGACGGCAGCAAGUUGCGACAGGAAGUUGCAGAUCUGCGCGAAACUGAAAAAAGUUUGUUGCACGAACUUGAGGAGCUUCGUGUACCAUUUAUUUCUAAUGCAUGCUACGAGGUACGAGCGCAUAUUGAGUUCUUUUCUUGGCUUUUCUCGUAAGUGUGUGAACUCGAUGUUCAGUAGAUGUACUUAGUUGUAGAUGAGAUGCACGAUCAUUUCUGGUGCUGUGAAAGUGAAGCAUGUUUUUACUUCUAAAUAGUGGUCGACCAGUGCCUGUCAAUAAUGAGAUAUUUUUUAUUCUGCUGAGAGGCGUGAUAGCUUAUGAUAUAUUCGUCGAUAGUGGAUACUCUAUCUCUUCUUUAUUUCAUCAGCCCGAAGAGGAGCGUCUGCGACAGGAGGUGGAGUCGCUUCGGCAUGAGAUCGAGGAGAUGGAAAGAAGACAGGUGUCGCAAAAGAAGCAGAUCGACGCUGCCUGGCAGAGGAGCAGGAGUCUCGAGGAGCAGCUGGACGCUGAACUGAGUCGGGCUAGCUUCUUGGAGCAAACCAUCGAGUGUCUCAAGCAGGAGAAAGCGGUUCUUCAAGAGGAGAUUCGUAGUCUUGAAGCCAACCACUUGCGUGAAAAAGACGCGGCAUCCUCUGAUUUGCGGUUGUCGAAGAUGUCCUUGCGUGACCGUGAUCGCGACGUCGACGAUGAAGAGGUGAAGAUUAUGCAGAGUCGAGAGCGGCGCGAGAUGGGAGAUCUGGCGCCCGCAUCUGAAAGCAAGUCGAGGAUGAAUUGGAACCAUGAUAUUUCGGCGACUGUAAGGCACUCUUACAGUCGGAACGCAUCACCGAACUCGACGAGCGCAGCACGCGACGGUUGCACAACAACAAGAAGCGCAUCUUCGGGGAGACGAGGGACGCGCUGGACCGUGGAUCAGUACGCCGACGAACGGCAUGGUGAACCACGUGGAACUAGAUCGAACCACGUGACGCCGCAUCGCCCUGCGAGUGCGACCUCUUCAAGUGGACUGCGGCGCGGUGAAGAGUUCGGCAGUUCCUCGACAGGGCGGCUUGGAAGCAUGAGUCACUCCCGGCGCCGUCGUAACUCUGGAAAUAAAUUCAGCGAUUUUGAAGUUGACGAUGGCGACACCAGAGGCAACGAACGUAGCGUCACGACAGGAAAUCGGAGCUCUCCUUCGUUAUUUUCAGCAGCGCGACGAGGGAUCGGAGGGGAUCAUAGACGUCGCGGAGAAGCAACGCGCGGGGACCGCGAAGCAUGGCCUGGAGCGCAGCCGCGGCACGUGGUAGACCAUUACAGGGAUGACGGACACGACCACGUGGAUCACGACAGUUCCGUGGAUUUUCUCGUCACAGGGAACGGAUCGACGCAGACCUCCUUAGCGCGCGAGCAGAAGUCCGCAACUUCUUCGUCCUCUAAGAAAGGCCUCAAUGCUGGAAAACUGCAUAAUAAUCAUAGUCGCAAUCCGCAUACGCGACAGUUUAACAGCUCUUCAGAAGAGGAUCAAAGUAUAUUUCUCUCGCGGAGACCGAUCGCAGCCACACUGGGAGGUCCGCGGCGGGGCGCGUCCCGCGGAGCGCCAGGUGCGGGCGGAGCCGGGCAUUCUGGCGCUGGUCACAAAGCAACAAGAAGGCAGUCCGAUCCUCGAGGUCGCAAUCGUAACCGGCCGCAGUCGAGAAGCAGCUCCUCUGACUGUUCUCUAGAGCGCUUCGUCCGGGAGUCUGAUCCGACCUUUCGCUCUUCGAAGGACAGCAAAAAGAGCCAAGACACAAGAGGAUCAACAUCAAGGAAACGCUGGUGAUCAUACUUACUUCUUGCUGUUGUCCUUUAACCAAAAAUACUGAGAUUCGUUGGAGUCUAAGUAGUUGGUUCUUGAACGACUUCUAGUUUUGAAUGUGAAUGCCAAAGCCCCCUAGAGGGACAUUAGACCUUGAGCUUGGAGUUCAGAUGAAGUAUUGAACGUACGACGUUGAACUUGAAGCUGGUGCGGACCUACUUACGACCAUCAAAGCACUGAGCGUGAACGAUGCGCUUUACGUAUUAUAUAUAACCUCGUAUCUCGUUGAUUCGCGUUCGGGUUUAAGUUUAUAUCUUCUUCUUUGACCACCAAGACCAAGACCAACAUGAACAUGAAUCAAUAUUACUUAUGUUUUUUUUCAUUUUUUUCUCUGUCGUUUUUUUUUUUGGUUAUCUGCGCAUCCGUUAAUCCUUUUCUCUCAUUUAGUCGCAGUCUUUGUGGGCGUGCCACGUGUUACGUAAAUUACUAAUUAACUAGUUAUGUAUCCCUAUCUCGUUAUAUUCUGCGGCGUACUUACGCUUACUAUAAUGUAGUUGAUAACGUCAUGGAUGCCCUUACGGAUCAUUCUUCUUUACGGAAGAUUCUAAAAAAAGUAGAAGAUUCGGCUUCAGGGGUACUGCUAUUAUCAAAACAAGUGUACGUAUCUCUAUGUAAGCAUGUUGUGUGCGAUCUUCUCUUUUUGCUCGGGAGUGUGUUUACUCAACAACUAAGUGUGAAUUGAAUUGAAUUCUAUUAUCAGAUAUGAAUAUGUCCGUGACGUCGUUCUUCUUUAUCAUUUAUCAGUCUACAAAAUAGAAUCUUCAAUAUGAUCACGGUGCAACUUCAUAUUGUGUCCAAACAUGUUGAAAAUAUUUUAUUGUUUUUUUUGAAUCUUCUCUUUGUCAAUCUUUUCUUGUUCCCUGCUGCGGUUUCAGACCAGGCAAAGCCCUACUGUGACCUGACAAUCCAAGAACAACAAUGAACAAGGAUGGGAUCGAUCCUGACGUGAUGCGUGUAGAAUGUAGAAUUCUAGUCAAGUACCUUGGAAGUCCCGCAUCAACGCCUACAGUAAGACUACUACAUCGUAACCGGCCGCAGUAACCGGGCAUCAACGCCUAACUACAUCAUCGUGAGACUAAGAGCAAGUUCUCCUGAGUAGCAC